AUGUUAACAACAGUUCAUAAAAAAAUUUUCCCCCUCACGAAAUCGUCAGCAUCAUUAGGAAGAGAUUGGAUCAGGAAAUUCGUGCUGAUGAUUGAGAGUCGUUUGAGUUUAUGGACUAAAAAUCUAACAGAGACACGUUUGAGAUGUCGUAGCAUGUGUGCUUGCUUUAUGUCCACAUUGACCCUCGCAAAAAAGAAACAAAAUUCCAUUUCAAGGGUGUUGGAAGAAGACAAAUGUGUUCCAUUAGCUUCUACUUUAAUGAAUCUUUCCCGAGAGGAGAAUGAAUCUCCCUAA
Clunio marinus is the source of this 294-nucleotide messenger RNA. The record is from the annotation of a GenBank genome assembly. NCBI's taxonomy places the organism in Eukaryota, Metazoa, Arthropoda, Insecta, Diptera, Chironomidae.